Mycena indigotica is the source of this 408-nucleotide messenger RNA. Its product is annotated as FAD/NAD(P)-binding domain-containing protein. The coding region runs from base 1 to 408 and encodes 135 amino acids. Gene Ontology annotation, molecular function: translation initiation factor binding; nucleotide binding. NCBI's taxonomy places the organism in Eukaryota, Fungi, Basidiomycota, Agaricomycetes, Agaricales, Mycenaceae. Gene Ontology annotation, biological process: positive regulation of translational initiation; mRNA export from nucleus in response to heat stress; transcription initiation at RNA polymerase II promoter. Gene Ontology annotation, cellular component: P-body; RNA polymerase II, core complex. The record is from RefSeq and is a predicted model, not a curated record. The transcript is spliced from 5 exons.
AUGACAACCAAAUUCCGGAACCGGCUGCACAACUUCGAGGAAGAAGACGCGUCGCAGCUGAAGCUUGGCACUGAAUUCAACAAUGCUGGUUGUUUGCUCAUCUCGGAAGUCAAGUAUCUACUUGAGAACCGAGAUAAGGAUGCCCCAGACACGAAAGUGUACAAUAAGACGUUGGAAUAUGUCAAGACAUUUGCCAAAUUCAACACGACUGACUCUGCCAGCGCUGUCCGAGAUACUCUGCGUCGUGAACCCGCCCUGACCCAGUUCGAGACAGCCCAAAUCGCCAACCUUUGCCCCGCAACCGCAGAAGAGGCCAAAAGUGUUGUGCCCAGCCUUGUGAAAAUUGACGAUGACCGCUUGGAUGCUUUGUUGAGUGAUAUACAAACCAUGCGAAAGUAUCAAUCAUGA